AGCUUUUAAUUAAUACCUAAAAGAUGGGCGAACGAAAAGGUCAAAACAAGUACUACCCGCCUGACUAUGACCCGAAGAAGGGCGGCCUCAAUAAAUUCCAGGGCACCCAUGCCCUGCGGGAACGUGCCCGUAAGAUUCAUCUGGGGAUCAUCAUCAUCCGCUUUGAGAUGCCCUACAACAUCUGGUGCGAUGGAUGCAAGAACCACAUCGGUAUGGGUGUGCGCUACAAUGCUGAGAAGACCAAGGUGGGAAUGUACUACACUACGCCUGUUUUCAAGUUUCGAAUGAAGUGCCACUUGUGCGACAAUCAUUUCGAGAUUCAGACUGAUCCUGGCAAUCUGGACUAUGUUAUACUCUCUGGUGCAAGACGGCAGGAGAAUCGCUGGGAUCCCCUGCAGAACGAGCAGGUUGUCCCUGAAUCCAAGGAAGUCCAGAAGCGACUCUUUGACGAUGCUAUGUACAAGCUGGAACACCAAGCAAAGGAUGCCAAGGCAGGAGCAGAUGCCAAGCCGGUGCUUCAGAAGCUUGUGGAGCGGAAUAUGAGUGUUUGGGAUGACAGUUACAUGGCCAAUUGUCGCCUUCGAGCUGAAUUCCGUCAGCAGAAGCAAGAGAUUAAGGGUCAGCAGGAACAAGACCGCAAGUUAUUGGCCAAGAGCAGUCUGGACAUUGCCCUCCUGCCGGAAACUAGUCAGGAUAGAGAAAUGGCAGCCUUGAUGAAACUGCAGACCAGGUCGGCUCUGGAAAGGGAAUCUGAACAGCGGUUGGAGCUGCUAAUGCGUCCAGCACUGCCAGGAGCAACAACCACGACAUUCGGUGGCCUCAAGCGGCAAAAAGCACUAAAUAGCCAGCUCCAACUUCAAGAUCUGGGUAUCCGACGCAGGAAGCUUGACAAAACUGAAACCGAUAAAGCCUCAAACACAAAAUCCCCUAGCUUGGUGGGGGAUUACUCCUCAUCAGAUAAUGACUCCAACGGAUGA
Molecule: messenger RNA, 977 nt
Organism: Drosophila eugracilis
Lineage: Eukaryota; Metazoa; Arthropoda; Insecta; Diptera; Drosophilidae
Product: coiled-coil domain-containing protein 130 homolog
Exons: 1
Coding region: 24-977 (317 amino acids)
Biological process (GO): mRNA splicing, via spliceosome
Cellular component (GO): post-mRNA release spliceosomal complex; U2-type spliceosomal complex
Source: RefSeq, a predicted model, not a curated record